This is a messenger RNA of Punctularia strigosozonata HHB-11173 SS5, 2015 nucleotides long. RefSeq lists its product as uncharacterized. Bases 1 to 1845 code for a protein of 614 amino acids. The record is from RefSeq and is a predicted model, not a curated record. The transcript is spliced from 16 exons. NCBI's taxonomy places the organism in Eukaryota, Fungi, Basidiomycota, Agaricomycetes, Corticiales, Punctulariaceae.
AUGUCUCAUACUUUGUUGAAUAAACUCGAGGUUGAUAUCGUUGCUUUCCCUGGGAUCACUCUUACGAACGGUCAAGAUUCUGUUGGAGGGAUGGAAGACCGGUAUUGGCGCGCCUCGCCUUGGAGAGACAGUGCGUCUUGGUUAUUCGAGCCCCGAAAUGCUGGACUGUCGACCAUCUUUGUGGCCCUAGGGGUCAACGACGACGCUCUGUACGUCUCGACCGCUGAAUUCAUCGCGUCGAUGACGCGUUUCGUUCGGCAAUUGACCGAGCAACACGUGAACAGCCUUCGCGAUUUGGUCAUCCUGUCACCCAUAGUAUCAUUCGAUCAAUCGGACCAUACCGAGGCGCCAUACGGCCGUGAACUCGGCGAGCUGGCGCAGUCGCUCUCCGCGUUAGCGUCUCCAACAGUGAGGUAUCACUACGUCGAUACCUUCGGCUGGCUGUCGUCCGCUUCCACAUUUGAUGGGACGCAUCCGACCGGAAAGCGCGCAGUAGUUUAUGUUGGUGCGAGCAUCACAUGCCCACCUCGAUUUUCGGCCGACUUGUCGUUUCUGGUGUUGGACGUCGAGGAUGGCGCGCUGAUCGACCGAAUCGGGAGCGAAGAUCGCGAAGGCAUGGACGGCUCCGAUCGGCCGGUCACCCGCUCUCGCUCUUCGGUCGCCAUCGGCUGCCGCAUAUGGCGUCGCAUUCGCGGGCCUGCGCCGUUAUGCGCAACGGCCACCGUCCGCGACGAUCUGGUGAAGCCCGAUCCGGCUGCCUUUCUCGCGCGCGUGGGACGGCGACCGAGGAUGGCCAGCCAUGUGCAGUCGAGAAGGGAGAGCAACGUAUGUCGCCCUUCUCGCCGUCCUCACGUCGUCUCCAUGUUGCCUUCAACCCCCGGGCCCGCCGAGUUGCAAGAUCUACGGACGUUCGACUGCUACAAGCUCGCGGCGAUCACAUUCCUUUACUACGACUAUUUCAUCACCUUUGACGACGAGGUCGAAUACUUCUGGAAGAGGAAGAUGUCGUACAUAUCCGCGCUUUUCUUUGCGAAUCGAUAUUUCGCACUGGGAGCGUACGCCGCCGUGCUGUAUUCCAUGUUCCACAACCUGUCCGACGAUGCGAGUGUCUGCACCGACUUCGUCACCUUCUUCCGCGUGCUCACCAUAUUCACGCAAUUUCCCAUCGGCUUGAUCGCUAUACUUCGCAUAUCCGCUCUGUACGGCCGCAGUCGGAUCGUCACGACACUGUCUUGGCUUAUCGGUCUGGCGGCAGCCGGACUCGCAGCGUUCGCGAACGUACACGUGAAGAAUGGGAACCAACUCUCCACCUCGGGCUGCUUCAUUGUCAGGACCCGAGAACAAAACAAGUACGCCUUUGGUUCUGCCUUCAACCACGCAGCGCGAUUGACCGAAGGCUCGUUCAGCGCAUCCCGAUUAGCGCUUGCCUGGGGUGGUCUCGUCAUCUUCGACAGCUACAUAUUCUUGAUGACCUUGUUGAAGACGAUCAGCGUACUGCGAGGCGGCCUUCGAGGUCCGAACAACACACAUUUCCUGAGUCUCAUCCUGCGGGAUGGCGCGAUGUUCUACUCUGUCCUACUCGCGAAUAACGUCGGGAACGUGGUCUUAUCCCUAUAUGGCCGGUCGAUAUUCCAGUCCGUGAACGCCACAACAUCGCAAAUAUUUGCCGUGAUAUUAACAUCACGAUUGAUGUUCAACCUGCGAAAACCUUCGCAACAAUCGUAUACAGACGCAAUCAGUCUCCCUACCGCCGUCUUGACUCCACAAUUCCACAGUGUGACCACGACGGGUCCAUUUGGAGCGGAUACUCGAGACGAGUUUGGCCUUCCUCUCAGCAUCAUCUAAUCCACAAAAUCAGCGAAGAGCCUGUUCCGUAUGACGUUCAUGGAGCUCUGGCUGACAACUCCGAGAUUGACGUGAGGAGUCCGGACCCCUUCUUGUCAUAGGCGGAUUGUACGUGUAUCGUUAUGUAUCAGUAUUGUAGAGCGUCAUCCGAACGGGGCUCUACGUCGCUU